Molecule: messenger RNA, 3972 nt
Organism: Sinocyclocheilus rhinocerous
Lineage: Eukaryota; Metazoa; Chordata; Actinopteri; Cypriniformes; Cyprinidae
Product: tripartite motif-containing protein 66-like
Exons: 16
Coding region: 106-3183 (1025 amino acids)
Cellular component (GO): chromatin
Molecular function (GO): zinc ion binding; protein binding
Source: RefSeq, a predicted model, not a curated record
CAGCAUGAGAGAAGCUUCAUUCAACCAUUUGACCUGCAGCACCAGCCGCGAGACCCUCCACCAUCGUCUGAAAUAGGAGCCGGUUGCUGCGGGCAUGCAGUUGUCAUGUGUUCUCUCCACAAACAGGAGCCUCUGGAACUCCUGUGUGAAACGUGCGACCUCAUGGCCUGUAGCAUCUGUCACCUGUCCGCCCACAAAGACCAUCGACUGGUGCAUGUUGGGAAAGCUCUGCAAGACCAGCGCUGGCUCCUGCAGAACCUCAUGGCCCGAGUGGAGGAGAAGAGAUCUGCUGUGGAGAGCACCGCUAAACAGAUCCAGGGCAGGCUCCAUGGUAUAAAGAUCACGCAGAGGAAGGCAGAGAACCAGAUAAAAAUGGCUAAGAUGAUUAUGAUGAACGAGCUUAACAAACGGGCCAACCUAUUAAUAGAACAACUGGAGAGUAUCUCCAGUGAUUUCAAGCAACGUCUGGAGGACCAGCUGCAGGGGGCCAUAGAGCUGUGCAGCCAGCUGGAGCGUGUGCAGAACUUCAUUACCUGGGCUACAGCCCACCACAGAUGCAAUCCACUGCUAUUCAGCAAAGAGCUGAUUGCUCUUCAGAUGCAGCAAUUACUGGAGCCACUGAUGCUCUCAGAGGCUUGGACCUCGUUGAAAAUCAAGUUUAACUGGGAUGCCAGCUUCUGGACCAAGCAGAUGUCCACUUUAGGUCAGCUGGUUGUUGAAGGUGGAAGUCGUUCAUACUCAGAGGUUGUGGGUCAUCCCAGUAUCCUGCGACCCCAGCCUGUCCCAUGCAUAGCAUUACCUCCUCUGUGCCAUGCGGUGCGUGAACCUGGCUGCGCCUGCCAGACCUUCUGCCAGCCCCAGCUCUGCUGUCUUCACUGCAGACCUACUCAAUCCGUCCCUUUGGAUAAAUUCCCUGCUCAAUGUCUUCAGGCCACCAGGCGGAGCUCCCCGCCGUCUCUUCACAGCUGCUGGGAGGCUGAUGCAUCUGUCCCGGUGCAUCCACCAGGAGCUCAGCCUAUACAGCCGUCCACCUCUCACCCUGGAUCUGACCUUGUCCAGCAUGGAGCCAGCUCAGCUUCACCUAGGCAGCCCGUCGGAUCCAACAACCACCUGCUCCCUGCUAAUUCCAACCAGGCUGACAUGGACGGGAGAAAAUCUGCACCAGGCCAGCCUCCUUGUGAAAGAGGGCAAACAUCUGCACCCGAAGCAACCACAGGGCAAGAAGCAUCACCAGACAGUGAGCUGCCGCUGGUCCACAAUCAGGCUCAAGUGCAGACAGCCACAGAAACCAGCAACCAGCCCAUGAUUGAAUUGCAGCCGAUCGUUGCUCGCAUCGAUGAUGACAGGAGAUCCUCAGCGCUAGAGAUGUUCACGCUGGCUCAAGGCCGAGGAGGUGACAGCCAGAGCCGUUCCGGUUCGAAGAGGGCUACCAGGUCUCAGAGCAAUUCAAAAGGACCCAGAGGACCUCGUAAAAGUCUGUGUAAAGCCAGGCCGAACAGGGCUGCUCAUAGCCUGGCAACAGUGGCUGGGGACCAGGGAUGCACAACGCAGCAGGUCUGUGCACGACCCGAUGCUUCUGAGAUGAUGCCAGGACAUAUAAGCAGUCACACUGCAUCCUCUCUGACCACCUACAAGUCUGAACCAGAUAACGUAUAUGCAUAUGCCUAUGAAAACAGAAAACCGAAAACCAGAAAGAAGAACAGAUUGUAUCGAGAGGAUCCAGACACCAGUGACAAAGAAGCCCCUGAUGGUUCGAAGGUUCCAGUUGUGUGUCUUGAGCGACUCAAGAUCCUAGUUUCACGACAUCCACCACAGAACCAUCAGGGCACAGACCUUACUUCUCAAACUGAGCCUGAACUCAAACCUGAAGAAACUGUAUUCAGAGUGCUAGAGAGAAAGGUCACUUCUCAGGGAACUUUGGAUAAGGAGUCGGUUCAGACAGAGGACAGCGUGUCGGCCACAGAGCAGCUAUCACCAGAACAUCUGCAUUGCAGUGAGCCAUCUGGCUCCCUUGAGGUUUCUCAGCCUCCUGUGCAAGAAUUUUGCAACAUAAACCAAGAGUCCAGGGUACUAGCCAUCUCCAAUGAUUCAGAUCCCAUCUUACAACCUGACACUGAAGAAAUACACUCCCCAUCUGAACUCAGAUCAGUGACAGGUUCUGAUUUCCAAACUGAAUCCAUAAGAGAGGCUGAACCGGGCUCGGAUGCAGACGUGGAAUCGGAGCUCCUGCAAGAAUCAGAUCCGAGCUCUCAGUCUGAACUGCAGGUUGAAUUUGAAUCGGAUGUGAUUUCGGAGCAGCCUUCUGAAUCAGUGCUCUCAGCUUCUGAACAAGAAUUUGAAUCAGAUCCAGAUUCCACAGCCGAAGUGACUCUGAAUCUUGAACCGGAGUCUGAAUGGGUUCUUCCACCUGCCGCUGGCUCUGAGACUGUAUCAGAACCUGCAGCUGAACAUCAGCCUGCAGAGGAAAGCCCUGAGAUAGAGAAUGAGGACUUCUGUGCGGUCUGUCUCAUCGGAGGAGACCUUCUCUGCUGUGACCGUUGCCCCAAGGUCUUUCACCUGUCAUGCCAUGUCCCUCCUCUCCAUAGUUUCCCCAUAGGCGACUGGAUUUGCACCCUGUGCAGGGAUGUGGAGCAGCCAGAGGUGGAAUAUGACUGUGAGAAUGACCAGAUUUCCACAGCUUUGCUGGCAUAUGGGCUGUCGGCGUGUGACCAGAGGAAAUGUGAGAAGCUGACGCUGCUGAUCCUCAGCAACAUUCUCAGUGCUCCGUUCCAUGAGCCUGUCAGCCCUCUGGCCCGUCAUUAUUAUCAGAUCAUCAAGAGACCCAUGGAUUUGUCUGUCAUUCGGAACAGGCUCAGCAGAACCAGCAACACACACUAUCGUUCCCCGCAAGAGUUUGUGACUGAUGUCCUGCUCAUGUUCAAAAACUGUGGCAAGUUCAACUACCCGGACUCAGAGGUGGCUCAGGCAGGCCAUAGUCUACAGUCCUUUUUUACAUCCAAACUGAGGGAGGUUUUCCCAGAUCUGACCUGCCCUGUCCAGGAGGAGGAGGAUUCAGAGAAUGAGGAUUAUGAGGAGCUGGAAAGAGCCAUGGUGACUGGAUUUCCCUGGCCUGAGAGAAAAGAGCAGAGCCACAGGAAGAGGAAGAGGAGGCACUCCCUCAACUGGAGGAGAAAUCACUAUUAGCUGUGCCUCUAUAUAUAUAUAUAUGUACAGAGACAUUUGACCCACUUGCUCUGAGUUUUCCAUCCUGGGUGACUUGCUGUUUUUUUUUAUUUAAAGAUUCACGUUGAAAUACAGUAUAUGCUUUUUCUGAGGACUAAUCUCACACAUUAUAUCCUGUUAAUGUGUCAUGCUGUUAUCUGUAGCUGUAGGUAGGUGUUGAUAUAAGCCUAUAUCUCCAGACUCGCCUAAGGUCUUGCACUAGUAUUUAUUUCAAUGCUUAUACUUUCAUGAAAUUGUACAAUCAAUUUGAUAGCUGACUGGUUGCUGGCAACUGCUAUUUAGUAAAUAUAGAUAAGCAACAUUCAUUGGUAAUAUUAUAUAAUAUAAUUGCUCUAAAUUUCAUUCCUCUUUUAUCCAAAUAUCCCUUGUAAUGAGGUACUUUUUCCAGCUGUUUUACUGUGAUGAUUUUAUUGACCUGUAGAGGGAGCACUUCAUAUAGCCUGUGGCAACACAUUAGUUCAUAUUGGACUUUUUCAGUGGCAGGAGGAUGUGCGUAAUGUGACUGAAACCCACGAACCCUUUUUAGAAUUAAAGGGGGAUAAUAUUAGGCUGUUGCUGUGAUGUUUAAAAUUAAUCUUUUAAAUGCUCAUUGACUAAUGAGACAAAAAAGUCUUUUCACAGACGGAUGGAAGACUUUUUAGUCCGGCAUGUUCCUCCAUGUGGUUCACGAACAGGUUUGAUAUUCGUAUGUCUUCUGAAUUUUGUAAUACUGGUCUUAAUUGCUGAAAUUGCUGUGCAGAUCAUGUUCAA